AGUCAUUUGAAACUCCCCACUGCAUGAGGAGCCUAGUACCUUUCAGUGUAUCAGAUUGGAGGCCAUUUGUACAGCAGUCUUAUCAGAACAAGUAUGAACAUGGAAGUACAGUUAACAUGAGGGAACGUGUUUUGAAGGGCUGAAAAAAGAAGAAGACAGAUUAACACACAGGAAGUAGGAAGUGUGAUCUGCGAUAUCUCUACUUUGUGUGUUUGAGUGUGUGUCAAUGUAUGUGUGUAUGUGUUCCAGCUAUGUGUGAAAUGAAACACUGACCGGUGAUAUGAGUUAAGGACAUAAGGACCAUGUCUCUGAAACUACCUCGCAACUGGGACUUCAGCACCUUCAAGGCUGAGACAGCUCGAAUAGCACGAUCCAAGAGUGUGAUACCUGGAGAGGGAGGCACCAGCCCAGGGUCACCACGCUCCUCCAGGCACAUGGAGAGACCGCUGAAGGCCGGCUGGCUCAAGAAACAACAGAGGAGUUUAGUCAAGAACUGGCAGCAGCGUUAUUUUGUGUUGAGAGGAAGCACUCUGACAUACCAUAAAGAUGACAAGGAGACCACUGUUCAGGGAAUCAUCCAGCUGCGGUUCAGUAAAGUUAAUGAACUUCCUCUCAGCUCUGAUGACCCUGGGAAGUACCUCUUUGAGAUCAUACCACGUACAACUGGAGACAGAGAGCGAUGUCCCUAUGUGUUCAUGGCAAACUCCCAGAGUGACAUGGAGGAGUGGGUUCGCGCUCUGCGCAGGGUGAUUGGAGUACCGUCAAGUGGAGUGUUUGGAAAGAGUCUCAUGGACACAGUAACAUAUGAGCAACGUUUUGGAUCUCACAUGGUUCCAAUCCUGGUGCAGAAGUGUGUGGAGUUCAUCAAAGAACAUGGCUUGAAUGAGGAGGGCAUCUUCCGCCUUCCGGGUCAGGACAAUGCUGUCAAACAGUUCCGAGACGCCUUUGAUGCAGGAGAGAGGCCCUCCUUUCCCAGUGACACAGAUGUCCACACAGUGGCAUCACUGCUCAAACUGUACCUGCGUGAGCUGCCUGAGCCUGUGGUGCCCUGGACUCAGUACCAAGACUUUCUGGACUGCACCAACAUGCUGGACUCCAGUAGCACAGAGUCUCUUGCUCAGGGUUGGGAAAAGCUGGAGAAACAAAUCGCUAUUCUCCCCAGAGUCAACUACAACCUUCUCAGUUAUGUCUGCCGGUUUUUGUUUGAGGUGCAGCUGCACUCUAACGUGAAUAAGAUGAAUGUGGAGAACUUGGCUACAGUCAUGGGGAUCAACUUGCUCAAACCUCAGCUAGAAGACCCUGUCACUGUGAUGAAGGCGACUCCUCAGAUCCAAAAGUUGAUGACAGAGAUGAUCAGGCAGCAUGAGACUCUGUUUCCUCUCUCCAAAGACGUGCUUCCAUCCCCCCCCUUAAAGAAGCCUGAAAGCCAGAAGAACACUCCCCGAAGCUUUGUUGGCUGGGAGUCUGCAGAGAUGGCUGAUGCAUCUCUGUCUGAGUCUCCAGAAGAGGAGGAGGACAAUGACAGCCCGGGACCAGAGAGAGGAAACUUAAUCUCUAAAAACGCGCCUCUCUCACCUUCCACAGAUGACUGGCUUGGAAGUCCCCGCAAAAGAACUCAGACUCUGCCCACCUUCAACUGCCCCCUCACUGGGAUGGCAGCCAAGACAGAUGCCCUCAACCGAUGGAGUCGCAUCCAGGAGAGCGUGGAGGAGAAAAGUGGGACAUUGUCUGAGGAUAUUUUUAAGAUUCUAGAGCUUCGGAGUUCAGGUUCACUAUUCGGGGGGUCUCAGAUCAAUAAUAAGGAAGGAGAGGAUAGGUUAACAGCUAGGAGAGGAAGUGACAAUACAGGUUCUUCUACUACUGGCGACCAAAAACCUAACAGUGAUUCCCGGCCUGCUCCAGUGUUAUCUCAUCAAAAGAGUGAAGGGAACCUCACAGUGAGUGUUUCAGUUCAGCAGGUCAACAGCAGGUCUGAGCAGAUGAAAGACAGCGAGCAGAUAAUAGAAAGUCUGCAGCGGGAGAACAAGGAGCUGAGGGCCAAAGUAGCGGAGCUCCAGUCUGCUCUGGAGGUAGAUCACCGCCAUGUGGCCGCUCUGGAAAUUUGUCUGAGAAAUGCUGAGCGCAGCCGAGAUGAGGCCCAGCGACGCAACAAAGAGUUGCAAAGAGACAUUCAGCAGUUCCUCGCCAGACAGCUACAAGCUCCCACUUAAUAGUCAUUUUCAGACUCACUGGUAUAUGGAUUUAUGAAUUUUUUUUGUCAACAAAGCUAAUCUCACAUGGACUGGUUAUGGGAAAUACUAUUGUCCUCCAGUGGAACACUGAAUUGUUUCAAUUUGAGCCCUGUUUUGUCCUGAAGAUAAAUUAUUAGCUCAUUUGUGCCUAUGAAUAGAAAAUAGUCUGUCAAGAAUAGACUACCACUAUUCACAUUAAAGACAUUAAACAUAA
Messenger RNA from Scatophagus argus, 2445 nucleotides. RefSeq names its product Rho GTPase activating protein 25 (gene arhgap25). Bases 303 to 2210 code for a protein of 635 amino acids. Gene Ontology annotation, cellular component: phagocytic cup. Gene Ontology annotation, molecular function: GTPase activator activity. NCBI's taxonomy places the organism in Eukaryota, Metazoa, Chordata, Actinopteri, Scatophagidae. The record is from RefSeq and is a predicted model, not a curated record. The transcript is spliced from 11 exons. Gene Ontology annotation, biological process: negative regulation of small GTPase mediated signal transduction; phagocytosis, engulfment; activation of GTPase activity.